UUUAGAGACUCAGUAUAAAAAUGAUCAAUCAUCUAGUAUCAAAAAAUUUUUUGACAUUAGAAACCUUUUUGUUAUGACUCAAACAAAUAAUCCAGUUCAAAAGAAAUCGAUUUCAUCACAAAAUACAAAAAUUCCC
This is a messenger RNA of Racocetra persica, 136 nucleotides long. The record is from the annotation of a GenBank genome assembly. NCBI's taxonomy places the organism in Eukaryota, Fungi, Glomeromycota, Glomeromycetes, Diversisporales, Gigasporaceae.